AUGGCUUCACAUUUCUUUCGUACUGCAUUUUACGCAACUGCAGCGAGAAAAUCAAUAAGUGUACCGUUUGCCGCCGGCCGCACGGCCGCUACUCUUGCCGUUGGCCUCUCGUUUGGUGCACAAAAUAAUCGCAGCGCUGCUGUUCCAUAUGAAAAUCUCUAUGCGGAUAAUUUCUUUAGCCUCCCCUCCGGCACCGGAAUGGGCAAGGGUUUGCUGCAGGGGCCGCUGACUGAUUACCGGAAAAUGCAGCAGCCGUUGUCGCGCAAUUUCUCAAGCCUUCAAACACAACUGGUGCAGAAUAGCGCAAUGGCAUCGAUGAAGAAUCGUAGGUAUUUAUCCUCCAAGGAUAUAACCAAGAAUAUGACGCUCUAUACGAAUAACAAGGCGAAUAUCGAAGUGGAUCCCAAAACUUUGGCCUUCAAGAAGCCCACGGGUAAUCCACUGGUUCUGAUGAUGGCCUGGCUAAUGGCCAAGCAGAAGCAUCUGAAGAAGUAUGCCCAAAUCUACACGGAAAUGGGAUUCGAUGUGAUGGUGGUGCACAUUACACCCUGGCAGCUGCUUUGGCCGACCAAGGGCACACAGGUGGUCGCCGCAGAGACACUGAAAUUUCUGGAGAACAAUAAAUCAUAUGCACCGAUUGUAAUGCACGGAUUCUCGGUCGGUGCAUAUCAGAUGGGCGAGAUAAUGUUGCAAAUGUCGCGCGAUAUGGAUCGAUAUGGCAGUGUGCUGGAUCGUUUUGCAUGCCAGAUUUGGGAUAGUGCGGCUGACAUUACCGAAAUCCCAGUGGGUCUACCCAAGUCCAUUUUCCCAAAGAAUGAGCGCAUGCAGAGCGCUCUGCGAAAUUACACAUUGUACCAUAUGAAGACAUUCCAUAAUCAGGCAACCAUACAUUAUAUGCGCUCCAGUCAGAUGUUCCACUCGACGAUACUGAAAGUGCCAGCGCUCUUCUUUGUAUCCGACAAUGAUCCCAUUGGUCCGCCUUCCUCCAAUCAAGCGGUGCGCGAGAACUGGGAGCGUGCCAACAUAAAGGUUACAUUCAAGUGCUGGCAACGAUCGCAGCAUGCGGGACACUUGAUGAAGCAUCGUGAUGAGUAUUUGGAGGCACUGUUCCAGCAUUUGGAGAACUGCGGUGUCCUUGAGGCUGUUGGCGUGCCCAAGCGCGCAAAGUUGUAAAAUACCCCUCUCCUUUUCAUUUGGGUGAUAAUAUUUGCAACAAUUUCAUGAUUUUACUUAGUUUUUAAGAAUUAAAGUUUAACCAUUUUGUUCCCUAUGUGUAUGUGUGUGUGCCAGAAUCUUCAAAUUAUACCAAAAUUUGGCCAAUCAGUUCAAUUCACUUAAUGUACUGCAAAGUAAAUGCUCCUUAGUAAAGCAACAAUAUAUACAUAAAUAAUAGAUAUUGUUAUAUUUUGAGACCAGCACCAGCAUCACAGAUAAAUAAAGUAUUUUAAUUAAAAAUAA
This is a messenger RNA of Drosophila innubila, 1458 nucleotides long. RefSeq lists its product as uncharacterized. The record is from RefSeq and is a predicted model, not a curated record. Bases 1 to 1173 code for a protein of 390 amino acids. Gene Ontology annotation, molecular function: serine hydrolase activity. Lineage: Eukaryota; Metazoa; Arthropoda; Insecta; Diptera; Drosophilidae. The transcript is spliced from 4 exons.